This is a messenger RNA of Linum tenue, 108 nucleotides long. The record is from the annotation of a GenBank genome assembly. NCBI's taxonomy places the organism in Eukaryota, Viridiplantae, Streptophyta, Magnoliopsida, Malpighiales, Linaceae.
AUGAUACUGGAGGGCUCUACGUCCGUGAAAUCAAAGAAGAAGAGGAGGAGGAGGAAGAAGAAGGUGGUUGUUGGAUUCCCGUUCCGCCGAUUGAAGGAGCUCUUGUGA